AAUUACACUAUUCUUCAUUUUAAUUUACGACAAAAUUUCAUCUCGAAAAAAGUUCUCAAAAGUAAUAUUUGCAAAAAUCUAUCUACGGAACCCUAACAAAUAAUUAAAUACAACAAUAAAACAGCAACAAUAGUAGAUCUUAUCAAUCUUAUUAAAACUACAACUUAAUUACAAACAUAUUAUGUUAUAAUUUCUUAAAAAAAUCCCACUACGGCGAUACUCGAUCAAUAAUUCAACAUGGCGGAUAUCUAUCAAUAUAAUAAUUCUGUCAAAGUUUAAUUGAAAUUCCACACAAAGAGAAUGCCGGUAUUGAUACAUUAUGAUCGUGCAAAAGAGCCAUACGGGCAAUUUACAACUGAAUUACAAAUCUGGCCGCGACUAAAUACACACAAGGGUCAAAUCAAUUGUCAUACUACCAUCUCUCUCCGACACCCACAAUCCCCCUAAGUUAAACAGAGAUGGAGUCUACAAAAGAUGUUGUUUAGCAAUGAAAAGCGGCCGGUUAACGCCUACUAAACGAACGGGGAAGGGUGAAAAAGCUUGUUUGUCCGGAGGCGUGGUCUCGAGACGAGGCGAGGCGCAGUCGCUCGGCCACCGCCGUCGGGAGCAGUGCCCGCGUCAACCUCUCUUGACAUUUCAAUCUGACAGCCGUGUCGUACUAACAAGACAAAAAACAUGCCAAUCGGUGCUUAACGUGAAUUGACUCGAACUUUGUGAAGUGAACAGUGAGAUGGCGUUUGAAGAUCGUUGCAGUCCGAACCAGGCGAACAGUCCUGGUCCAGUCGCUGGCAGAGUACCAGCCCCACAUCCUGACAGCCCCAUGAACUAUACCCCACAAAGCCAGUACACCUGCACCACCAUAGAAUCCAGGUACGAGAGGAGUUCUCCAAACAUGACGAUAAUCAAAGUGCAACCAAACUCGCCACCUCCAAGCCCAGGGCACCAAGAAAUGGACAACUUCCAGAACUACUUUAGACCUGAAACUCCAGAUGUGAAACCUCAAAUAAACCCAGAAGACAGAUUCGAAGACAAACUAAGAAACCAGAGAGCACAGCCGUCGGUACCCAUAGCAUUCUCGAUAAGCAACAUCCUGCAUCCAGAAUUUGGUUUGAACGCGAUCAGGAAAACUAGCAAAAUUGAGGGUCCGAAACCAGUAGGCCCGAACCACAGUAUUCUCUACAAACCUUAUGACCUAUCUAAGCCUCAAAAUGACUACCAAAAAUACAGUUUCGACUAUUUAAAGUCGAAAGAGUCUGAAUUUACAUCUAUGCCGCCUCUAGGAGGGCUGAGGCAAACGGUAUCCCAAAUUGGAGAGACUGUUUCUCAAGUGGCUAAAGAACGGGAGCUGCCGAAGGUGAUUGAGGCCCAAAAGAGGCCUGAUUCUGCCAGUUCUGUGGUCUCCUCGACCUCAAGUGGGGCGCUAUCGACAUGUGGAAGUACUGACACCAAUAGCCAGUCUGGGAACGGCCAGCUUUGGCCCGCGUGGGUGUAUUGCACCAGAUACAGCGAUCGACCCAGUUCCGGUCCAAGAAGUAGAAGGAUGAAGAAGAGAGCCACUCCAGAAGAAAAGAGACCUAGAACUGCCUUCAGCGCGGCCCAGCUUGCUAGACUAAAGCACGAGUUCGCGGAGAACCGCUACCUGACGGAGCGGCGGCGCCAGAGCCUGGCUGCGGAGCUGGGGCUGGCCGAGGCCCAGAUCAAGAUCUGGUUCCAGAACAAGCGGGCCAAGAUCAAGAAGGCGUCGGGCCAGAGGAACCCGCUGGCGCUGCAGCUCAUGGCGCAGGGACUCUACAACCACAGCACUGUUAACGAGAGCGAUGAAGAAGAGGAAAUUAAUGUCACAUAAGUAUAGGGCAUUCUGUUUCAAAAUGCCCUGUAUAAAAAUAUAGGGCAUAUGUUGUCAAUAUGCCUUCUGGUUUCGGCUGUUAGAAUUGAAGGAAUUAGAAGGAGGCGUUAUGUUUCAUAAUGCCCUGUGAGGUCGAUUUAAGUGAUUGUUUCGAGUAGUGAUGAAUCUUAAGGGCAUUAUAUUAGAUAUGCUUUUAAGGAGGUUUGGACAAUACAAGUGAUGGUAAAUGAAGAAUGUGCUUUGUAAGAAGUCAAUUUGAAACAUAGACAGUAUGUUUCCGUAUGUAUAAUAGUAACUUGACUUUUUGAGUCGAAUAAUUGGUUCUUUGCCAUAAAGGACUUUGUAAAUAUGUUUGAAAAAUGCGUCUAAUUAGUCUGAAUAUGUUAAAUGAAUUUUAAGGCCAUUUUGAGACUAAACUAUUACUACUAAUAAAUCAAAUAGUUGAUAGAAUGCGUUGUUAUGUGAAAUAAUUCGAUUCAUUUUGCACAAGGAAUCGUUCGUUUAACUCAUCUUUACUCGCGGCCCCAUGUGUGUGUAACCCUUGUGACACACAGUGACGUUGUGUACUAACACAGCUUUCAUUUAUGUGUCACUGUCACACACAUUAAAGCUUCUAUAGUAAACAGUCGCUGUCAAUCGCACGCACACAUAGCGCCGCGCGCACAUACGAUUAGAACUCUCCAUAAUCAAUUUCUUACAAUAAAUGAUCAUCAAAUCCGCUCAGAUUUAAAACCUUUUUUAAGGUUUUGGCAAUUGGUAUUUCGGUGCAAAUGUAAAUAAUACAUAAUAGUUUAGGUGUAUAAUAUUUUAUUAAUAAAAAAAUGUUCCUGAUAGUCUUAUAAAUAUAGAAAUUAGUGUAUUUAUUGCCGAUUAGUUUGAGAGAGUUAAUUGUAGUCAUAUUAAGUUGGUUUUGACUUCAUCUUGAUCAGUUGAAGAAGGUUGCAUUUGUGUAAGAGAGAAAAUGCUCUACGACUUGUACUGUACCGUCUCGCUUCCACUAUUUUAUUAAAAAAAAUACCAUCAAAAAUAUUUUCUUUUGAGCACCUGACAGUUGACAGUCUGAGUGACAUUAAAGGCAGCUAAAUUAUAGUAAAGAAAAAAAAGGUAAAUUAAACAGCGAUGCCAAUAUAUUUCACAAAGGUUGGAAAGAGAUGGCGAUAUCUUGUGACUGUUUUCAGACACGCCGAUUUAUAUUGCCGUACUUUUUUAGCUAA
Messenger RNA from Trichoplusia ni (cabbage looper), 3060 nucleotides. Its product is annotated as segmentation polarity homeobox protein engrailed-like. Gene Ontology annotation, cellular component: nucleus. The coding region runs from base 731 to 1846 and encodes 371 amino acids. Lineage: Eukaryota; Metazoa; Arthropoda; Insecta; Lepidoptera; Noctuidae. The transcript has 3 exons. Gene Ontology annotation, molecular function: DNA-binding transcription factor activity, RNA polymerase II-specific; RNA polymerase II cis-regulatory region sequence-specific DNA binding. The record is from RefSeq and is a predicted model, not a curated record. Gene Ontology annotation, biological process: multicellular organism development; neuron differentiation; regulation of transcription by RNA polymerase II.